GCGUCUCGUCUUUCUAUCCAAUCCCAUCUCCUUCCCUCCUACGGCGGUCUGCUUCGCCCGCGACCACCUCGCCGCCGCAUCCCUCUCAACCACCGCCGGCGUCGGAGAUGCAGGCGACGGCCGCAUCCUUCCUCGCCCGCCCCAUCCCGUGGCCCCGUCGCAUUGGCAGGAGCGCGUAUGGGGCGGUGGCGGUGCGCGGAGGCGUCUCGCCGCUGCCGCCGCGGCUGCGGGCGGUACGGUGCUCUAUGAGCCUCUCUAUCGGCGCCGGUUCGAGCGACAUCGGAGACAGCGGAUUCAGCUACCAGUAUGCUCCGGUCUUCCGAAGAUACCGUGAGCGGGAUCCCUACAAGCUUCUUGGUGUUGACCGUGAUGCAUCUGAAGAAGAGAUCAGAAGUGCAAAAGACUUCCUAGUUCAACAGUAUGCUGGUCACGAAGCAAGUGAAGAAGCUAUUGAAGGUGCUUAUGAAAAGAUAAUAAUGAAGAGCUACCAGCAUAGGAAGAAAACGAAAAUUAAUCUGAAAACCAAGCUUUUAAAGCGAGUCGAGGAAUCCCCGUCAUGGGUAAAGGCAUUUCUUGGAUACUUUGAGGUGCCAUCAAUGGAUAUUAUUUCCAAAAGAUUAUUCUUUUUUGCUUUCAUCGCUGGGUGGAGCAUAGCAACUUCUGCUGAGAAUGGACCUGCAUUCCAGCUUGCAAUAUCACUCUUCUCGUGCAUAUACUUCCUUAAUGACAAGAUGAAGAACCUUCUGAGAGCAUCAACUACUGGGUUUGGAGUACUUGUUGGUGGCUGGAUUGUUGGUUCUAUGUUGGUCCCUCUUAUCCCAACAUUUAUCAUCCCACCUACAUGGUCGCUUGAGCUUCUUACCUCCUUGGUUGCAUAUGUUUUCUUGUUUCUGGGGAGCACUUACCUCAAAUGAAGCAACGUCAAUCUUGUAACCGUAAAUUGUAGUAUUGUUUGGAAAAUUUUGGCAGUUACUGAAAUCUCUACAAUUGCAUGUACCGGCAAUGUUGUUGAAUCCUUCGUCCUUCGUCUCAGCUCAGGAUAGAGACAACCGGCGAAGCCAGGUGCUUUGUUUACACCAGUUGUCCACUCAUUUGUUUAAUUAAUUGUCCAUAUAGGGGGCUGUUCUUCGCUUCGCUGGUCCAAGUGAAUCGCUGUAUGGAUCACCUGCUGAAGCUUAGGCACAGGGUCAUGUCAGAUUGUUAACUCAUACGGAAUGUACUAUUUACAUAUUGAUAUUGAUGUGGAAAUGAUGUAGCGAAAUUUUUGCGUCUUACGUAAUGCUGUUGCAACUUGCAAGAA
Messenger RNA from Triticum dicoccoides, 1300 nucleotides. Its product is annotated as protein CHAPERONE-LIKE PROTEIN OF POR1, chloroplastic-like. The transcript is spliced from 5 exons. Bases 108 to 914 code for a protein of 268 amino acids. The record is from RefSeq and is a predicted model, not a curated record. Gene Ontology annotation, cellular component: chloroplast membrane. Lineage: Eukaryota; Viridiplantae; Streptophyta; Magnoliopsida; Poales; Poaceae.